Messenger RNA from Paramuricea clavata, 2096 nucleotides. NCBI's taxonomy places the organism in Eukaryota, Metazoa, Cnidaria, Anthozoa, Malacalcyonacea, Plexauridae. The record is from the annotation of a GenBank genome assembly.
AUGGACGCCGAUCGCGAAGCUCUUUCGAGGACGAUUUCAGAAGCCGUUUCUAGAGCAGUUACCGACGCAUUGACUGCUACAUUAUCGCCGGUAAGUAUAGAUAAUAUUUCGCCCUUUUUGCCUUUUGAAUUUUCUAUGAAUAAAGAACAGUGUAUAACCGAAUGUUUGUAUUUUAUAAAUCUCAAUAGCAACUGCCUCCUGUUGACUCACCAGCUGCUAUCCCCCAAGCCCGGCAAACUCUUUCUUCCGCUGGCACUUCUGGAACUGCAAGCAGUAGUCGGGUAAGGGAACAGGUGAUUAUGGUUUUAAAUCUUUUCAAAUAGAAUUUGGAUGUACAGAAGCGUAGGGGGGGGUGGGGGGUGCCGAUGAUUUUUUCCAGGUUCAGAGAUCUUCUUAGUUUUGGGUUUAUCACUGGCCAGCCCACCUAUGUGUUUAGGGACUGGUUAUAACAUACAGAGAGUGCGGGGGGGGGGCUGGAAAAUUCAAGGUACAUAAUUUUUGGCAACCUACCCUGUGAGCCCAUGCCCCCCCCCCCAGAAAAAAAAAACGAAGGAGAGUGACAAUCAACAGCAUAAAUUCCGCUGUGACCGGUAAAUUUAGUGAUACACGGAGUAUGUCCAAAUUUAUUUCAAGGCUUGGCUACAUUGACUUUUGAGCGUGCAAUUCGGGCUUAAUAAUUAGGUAUUCCUAUAACUAUUUUAUAAUGGUAAACCAUACCUUUACAGGAUGUUUCUGAUCUGACAUCAUCUACUAAUCUGGAUCGAUUUGUAUCAAAUGAAGAUGGGAAUUUACAGAGGUAAUAAACGUUAUGUAAUGCAAUGAACAACCAAUGGUCUAUAGAAUAAGCCAUUGAUGAUCAUGUGUGGCAUGACCAAAUUUUAUGCCAGAUAAAUUGAUUGAAAUUAUCUUGGAUGAAUAAAAUUUAGUUAAUUACCUAACAAAAUUUUUUGUAUAGAAAGCCUGGAAGACCAGCUAAGACAGUGCCAAAAGAGAGACUGGAAACCAUGUUGAAACUGAAGAUUCCAAUCUCAAAAAUCUGCCAAGAGUUGCAAGUUUCAAGACCUUUAAUCCACAAAGCUAUUGCAACAUAUGGUAUCAAUUAUACUAGGCACACUGGUUUAAACCAAGACGAAUUGCUACGAGCAGUUGGUGAGAUUAAAGUCAACCACCCUAAUGCUGGAGAGGUAAUGGUUCAGGGCCAUUUAGAAGCGAAAGGUAUUCAUGUCCAGCGUCAACAGGUUAGGAAUGCAAUACACCACAUUGAUCCCACUGUUUCUGAGAGAAAGCGGCCACCAAUAAACCGACGUGUUUAUUCUGUUCCCUGCCCUAACUACUUGUGGCAUAUAGACGGAAACCAUAAGAUGAUUCGAUGGAGUUUGGUCAUACACCAUGGAAUAGAUGGAUUUAGUCGCCUGAUCACAUUUUGCCGUUGUUCUGGAAACAAUAAAUCAACAACAGUUUUCCCACUUUUUCAAGAAGCGGUGGAAAAGUAUGGGAAACCAAUUCACGUCCGCACAGAUUAUGGUGGAGAGAAUGUCCUUAUUUGGAGGGACAUGACCGAAUUUUGGGGCGAGGAUGCUCGAUCAGUAAUUGUUGGAAGCUCUGUGCACAAUCAACGGAUCGAACGUCAUAACAGGGCAGUCAAUGAGCAGGUAGUGUCCAUCUACAAAGCCGAUUUCUACGAGCUAGAAAGGGAAGGUAUUCUGGACCCCCUCAACAGCACUGACAUAUUUUGUCUUCAUUACACAUAUUUGCCGCGUAUCCAGAGGACCCUUGUUGAGUUUGUUGCUGCACAUAACAAUCACCGUGUUUCAACGGAAGGGCAAAAGACCCCAGCCCAAUUGUUCUGGAUUAACAUACGUUUGGCUUCUCUCCAUUCGGGAAACCGAACUAUAAACGUACCAAUGCGUGGGGUCGAUGUACGUGAUCUGCUUUCUGCAGAUAUCCCGCAUGUUCAAGUUCCGGAUGUUGAAAAUCCCAUGUCGGACAGUGCAUUACGUGUCCUUCAUAAUAAUAUUGAUCCAUUAUCUGGGGAUGACGGAAAAGAAAUUUAUCGCCGUGUUGUUCAGUUCGUCGGAAGAAACUUGAUGAUAUAA